Molecule: messenger RNA, 4486 nt
Organism: Pogonomyrmex barbatus (red harvester ant)
Lineage: Eukaryota; Metazoa; Arthropoda; Insecta; Hymenoptera; Formicidae
Molecular function (GO): protein binding
Source: RefSeq, a predicted model, not a curated record
UUUUUUUGUAACAUCUUGAAUUUUAUAAAAGUAUAUUACGCAAGAUUAAGUUUUUUCGCAGGCUUUUAAACUAAAGCGGAACUAAAUGUUCGACUUUCGGCCAUUUUCGAUCAUUAAGUUUGAUUGUCAUUUCCAUGGCGGCAUUAUGGCACCGAAGCCAUUUUCCAGCUAUAUCUCUCGUAAAUAAUAUAGAACUUGAGUGAGUAGGACACGUGGAGAACUACAUCGUCAGUCUUAUGAAGCGACUCAUACCUCUCGAACGUGUUUUGCUCCGUUUCGAAAUAAAAAGUAAGGUUUACGUAAUACGAUGAACCAAGAAGGCACUUUCGAUACAGUGACGAAUUAAACGGAAUUAAGGAAAGAGAAUGUGAAUUUUCAUUAAGUAAUACGCGAGGCAACGUUUUUGUUGUUGUGCGAAAUUAUAAAGACGACUUCAAUGUCAUCUCAAUUCUUGGUGAAAUUACAGUAGAAAGUUGCAGAAGUUCAAAUGAAUUCAUCAGCCAUAAAAGCUUGGUUGCAGCGUGGCGAACUUGAAAAACUCGAAAAUGUCGUGUUGGAGGGUCGAGGUGCACGUUUGUUAGGCGAACAUUCUCCGGAUCUUAGAACUCGUGUCUUCCUGAAAGGACUCCCGAACUAUUUGACGAAAAUUUCGCAAGUACACGAUGCUGUUGCACGUGGCUCGUUAGCUGACACGCAAAAGAUCAUAUCCGAGGAGUCAAAGAAGAAAUUGGCGAUCGCAAAGGAUUCAUGCGGAAUACCUUUGAUACACAAAGCGGUAUACUACGAUCAACCCGAUAUCAUCGCCUGGCUUAUAGAAAAUUAUCCUAUUACGCCACAGCAAAAAGAUAGGGAGGGACGAACAGCUUUGCAUUAUUGCUGCGCAUGUAAAGACCCCGAUGCGAUUUGGGAUCUUCUUAUAGAAGGCGGAUGUGACGCCAGCGUUUGCGACAAGAAAGGAAACCCGGCCGCUUAUUAUUUAGAACACUCCAACGAGAUUGAAUUGCCGGAAGUGGAGAUGACGACUCGACGAAGGAAAAGUACCGCGAAGGACAAUCUAGAUUUCAAACCUUCCAAUAUCAGAAUAUGGAUACACAACAAAGACAUUGGAAAACUGCAGCAGGUACUAUGGGAAGGACACGGAUUUAAACUUCGAUGCGAGACCAGCAACAACCCGCGGAUAAGAAAAUUUUUAGAAGCCGUACCUUUUAUCAUGGGCACGAUAAAGGAUAUUCACGCGACUGUCAUUAACAAUGAUUUGGAGGGUCUCAAGAAGAAAUUGGACGAACCUCCUAUUUCGCCCAUUGUUUUAUGUGGCAAAGAUAGCAAUGGCUUGAAUGCUCUGCACAAAGCCGCCGGUUUGGGAUACGUAGACAUCGCGCGUGAAAUUCUCAAAAGAUAUGCCGCAACGGUAGUGGCACAGGACAAUGAAGGAAAGACUCCAUUGCAUUAUGCAGCUGCGCUAAAAGACGAUGGCGUUAUGUAUAAUCUACUAACGGAGCACGGAGCCGAUGAAAGCAAAUUGGAUAAUGUAAGUACCGAUCUAUUAUGUAAAAAGAGAAUAAAAUCGUUCAGGACCUGGCAUAUAAUCAUAAAUGCUGUAAAUCUUGCUAUAAAUCAGAGACAAAAGGCGCCCGCGUUUUACAAGAACCGUCCCUCGGACGUAGACCUGUCGAAUUUGUCAGUGAUACCGGAGGCACCCCGAGUCUCCGAUACUUAUCCGAAAAAUUGGGAUUGGAGAAUCUUGGAGGUAGGACAGGCCGUUAUGCGAGGCAUGAAGAAAGUCAGCAGUGACGACAGCGCUUUUGGUAGUGCUGAAUCAACGAUGAAAGACUCGGACGGGUCGAAUGAGAAGAGAGCCGAUGACGAGCAGCAAGAGGAGGCCGAGACCCCGAAUGGAGACGAGGAGGAAGCGCAGAACGGGGAUGAGGAUGAGGCGAACGACGGGGGAGACGAAAACGAAGCGGAAGCUGCGGAAGAUAACGAGAAACAAAACGAGGAAGAGGCCACGAAUGAGAAUGAAAAUGCCGAAGAAACGAACGAGGAGCAGGAGCAGCAGGAGGAGGGGGAGGCAGGAGCGGAAGAUCCCGAGGAGAAGGCAUCAUCAGACGAUGACGUGGUAACCGGAGCUGUCGCGGAGGCAAUAGACGAGGAGGCUGGACCUGAGGCCGCCGUUAAUGAUGACGGGAUCUACGAGGAAUCCCCAAAGAUAGAAGAAACCGGUGACGAGAUCAUCAUCGAUCACGAAGAGAGAAAUGAACCUAGUACCGGCGAUUCCGGCGUCGAUGAUCCCACGCAAGACGAGGAGCAGCAGGUCAUCGUCGGCGAGCACAAGGAGCCCGCGGAGGUAGAAUUGAACGAUGGUAGUAUGGCCCGCGAUCCUGAAGUAGAGGAUCUGUUGGGAAGCGGCAAUAUGGAACAAUUGGCAGCUCUCGUUCUCAAUGGCGAAGGCCGACGAUUGGUCGGGCGACAGUCUGGAAAUCCUGAACUUCAGGCUUUUAUCGACAAUGUUCCGUCUUACAUGGGAAAAAUACAUGCCGUGCACAUGGCAGCGCGAGAAGGAAACCUUCGCGAUCUACAAAGCGCGUUGGAUCGACGCAAAUUCGCGGUGGCACGAGACGAAUCGUCACCCCAUGGCGCAACGCCAUUGCACGUGGCUGUUGUCUUCGGCAAUACCGCUGUCAUCAGGUAUCUGGCGGGGAGAUUUCCAGAAACUGUCAAUGCAAUCGAUCUCGACGGGCGUACUCCCUUGCACUACGCCGCAACCCUCGCGGACAACGGUCAUUACUAUAAUCUUUUGCUACAUUUGGGUGCGAAUCCUUUAAUACAAGAUAACUUUGGACAAAAAGCGGAUUAUUACAAGCAAAAUCAAAGCGAUCUAUCGCACAAAAAGCUCCUUCGCAGUUUCGGAGCUAGCGAGAGGCUCGCCGACGAAAUGUUGACGGAUAAAGAUGACAGCGAAGUCGACAUUCCAAUAUUUCGCACAGAGGAAGGUCAUUAUUUAGCAUCGUCAUUGGGUGAUCCUUUAAUUAAAGGAUUAACGGAAGUUGCUAAUGCACGUCCAAAGGAUCCCAUCACAUAUCUCGCGACAUAUCUAUACAAUUUUGCUAGCAAGAACAAAGCCAAUGAACAAGAAUCCGAUGUUCUCAUUAUACCCGAUCGCGAAGAGGAAAAUUUGGAUAAUGCCGAAAACAACACGUUCGAUGAUGACGCCGGCUAUCCUCGAAGUCCAGAUUCGGAUAUACCUGAAUCCACAUUUAGCAAUCCUAAUAGGGAUGAACAUGGGCAAAGCAUGAUUCAUUUCGCGGCGGUGCGUUCCUAUUCGAAGGACGGAUUAUAUCACCUAUUAUUGGAGACGCAGGUCAACGUCGGAUUCAGGGAUGAACUAUAUCGAACAGCCAGAGAUGUAGCCGAACAGGCUAAUAUUCGAGAGAACGUCAAUGAGAUCGACCGUUUCGUUGUUUAUCUUGCGGCAAGAGGAGAGACUGAAAAGUUGGUCGAACUUCUGCUUGAGGGUUACGAUCACAUUCUGGACGCCGAAGAUGACGGAAUGAACAUCAUCGAUGUGGCCGCACAAAGAGAACACGAAGCUACCGUGCAGUUUUUACAAUCAAUUCCCAAUUAUGUGAAUCAACGCGAGGAGGUACAUGCUGCCAUUCGAGUCGGUGACAAGGAACGUGUGAAGGAACUUUUGAAUAAAAAUAACGGAGGUGGAAAAUUAUUGGCAGUUGGGAAGAACUCGAUCGGCCGAUGCUCCCUGCACAUCGCCGUGCUUCUAGAAGACGAAGAGCUUGUCAAGUUUAUCGCAAAAAUGUAUCCGGAGACAUUACGCAUCGGCGAUAAUUUGGAGAGAACAGGUCUUCAUUAUGCAAUGGGCGUACCGUCUGUGGAAGUGAUGAGUAAUAUAUUGAUCAAAGCAGGAGCGAAACGCAUCGUCAAAGACCUGAAAUCACGGCAGCCCUCGUAUUACUUCAUGAAUAAAUCUGAUAUUGAGCGACUUCAAGAAGAAGAAAAAUCCAUGAUCCAUGAUAUGUAAACCAUAAUGUUAAAUACUUGCACACACCGGCCAUAAUAACAUAAUCACACGUUAAUAUGUCAUGCGUUCCAUUGAAAUGUAUUGAGAAACUAUGGUCGACGAGAAAAAAGAAACCAAUAUAAAUGCAAAUAGAGAUAAUCUUCAUACUAUGUAUCGAUUGUUUAUGAUAUCGAUUGUAAAAUAAGUAUAUUUCGAAGAUUUUUAAGCUCUUUCUAUGUCUUAAGAAUAUACGUAUUCUAUUUUGUUUUAUUUGUACAUACACUAGAAUAUUUCGUGAAAAAAUUUCGUUGCCAAGAUUUGAGUAUUAUCCUCGCUGGCUCCUGUGAGAGGGGUUUAAGUAUUAGUACGAUAUAUUAUUGAAAGAAUAAAUUAUAUAAAUUCAUAAAUUAUAUGAGCUAUGUCAAAUGUCGACAGUUUAGUGCCUUAUGAUAAAUGUAACGAGACUGUACAACA